GCUCCGAUCAACACCAGCAGCUAGCUCGCUACUCCGCUAUCCGGCUAUCCGGCUAGCAAAAUAGCUCGCUCUUUCGCACAGGUGUCGCUGGAGGACCUUGGGCUUGGUGCUUUGGACUGCACGAAGCGGCGGCCAAUGUAGCAUUCAGGACAGCAGUGUUGCCCCGUCGGUACUGCCCUACCCUCGCACUGCAUGGCUUCACCUGCCUGCGUCUCCCCUCCUCUCGCCACUUCACGCCCGGACCACCACCUCUCCCAGUCCCCGAUGCUCUGGUCACAGGUCCCACACAGACUGCCCAAUGACCGCCUGGAUUGUCCUGCCCGUCAGCCUGGCUGCCUUCUCCAUUACAGGAAUAUGGAUAGUCUAUGCCAUGGCAGUGAUGAACCAUCAUGUUUGCCCAGUGGAAAACUGGACCUACAAUGUGACAUGUAGUGAGGAGACGGCGCGGAGGGGGUUCCCCAAAACCUGCUGCACCUUGGAGGAGAUCCCCCUUAUCAGCAAAUGUGGUGUGUUCCCUCCCGAGAGCUGUCUCUUCAGCCUGAUCGGCAACGUGGGAGCCUUCAUGGUGGUGAUGGUGUGUAUGCUGAGGUAUGGCCAGGUGAUUGAGCAUAGCCACCACUGCUGGACCAACACCAGUGCCCUCAUCUCCGGCUGUGUCAACGCCCUCGGCCUGGUCAUGGUCGGCAACUUCCAGGUGGACCAUGCCAAGACUCUGCACUACGUGGGUGCGGGUGUGGCGUUCCCGGCGGGGCUGCUGUUUGUGUGUCUGCAGUGUGUGUUGACCUAUUGGAUCGCUGAGACCACACUGGACUUCUGGAUGGCCCACGUGCGCGUCGGACUCUCCGCCGGGGCACUGGUGUCACUCGUGCUCAGUGGCGUGUUCUUCAUCCACGAGAGCUUCGUGCUGCAGCACGCGGCGGCCAUCUGCGAGUGGGUCUUCACGGUCAUCGUGCUGGUCUACUACGGAACCUUCACCUACGAGUUUGGCACCGUCACCACGGACACCAUGAUGGCGGUGCUGGCACACCACAGCGCCCGCGGGGCACACAGCACCCACAGCCACAGCCUGCAGCUCCAGCUGCACCACCACCACCAGCCAGCAGGAGGCGCCAUCCUGGUGGGCGGCAUGGGAGGGAUGGCCGGCAUGGGCGGGAUGGCGGGUAUUGGCGGGCUAGGGGGCAAGAGCGCAGAAGCCAUGGGGUGUCACAGUAGCGCCGCAAUCGGGCUGAAGUCGCCUGGCGGAGGUGUUGGAGUAGGGGUAGGGGUAGGGGCGGCUGUCGGCGGGGGGAUGGUUGGGGGGGGGUGUGUAGGCGGUGGGGGGACUGCCACACACCUCACCUGCAACCCAGAGGGCUCCGCCGUGCUGUAG
This is a messenger RNA of Engraulis encrasicolus (European anchovy), 1369 nucleotides long. Its product is annotated as transmembrane protein 150A-like. Gene Ontology annotation, biological process: protein localization to plasma membrane. The record is from RefSeq and is a predicted model, not a curated record. Gene Ontology annotation, cellular component: plasma membrane. The transcript is spliced from 8 exons. Lineage: Eukaryota; Metazoa; Chordata; Actinopteri; Clupeiformes; Engraulidae. The coding region runs from base 299 to 1369 and encodes 356 amino acids.